Messenger RNA from Alosa sapidissima (American shad), 1712 nucleotides. Its product is annotated as zinc finger protein 501-like. The transcript has a single exon. Gene Ontology annotation, molecular function: RNA polymerase II cis-regulatory region sequence-specific DNA binding; DNA-binding transcription factor activity. NCBI's taxonomy places the organism in Eukaryota, Metazoa, Chordata, Actinopteri, Clupeiformes, Clupeidae. The record is from RefSeq and is a predicted model, not a curated record. Gene Ontology annotation, biological process: regulation of transcription by RNA polymerase II. Bases 1 to 1011 code for a protein of 336 amino acids.
AUGGUAACUCUUCCAGGUGUAUCAGAACACCCACACGUAACACAACAUAAGAUCCAUGGACAGAAAGAUGAACUGCAACUUGAAGGAAGGCUGCACCACUGCACCAUCUGCAGGAAGAGUUUCACAGCCCUGAGUGAACUUGAGAAACACCAGCAGACACACUCUUUUAGUGUGAAUGAACAGCAGAACACUGACAAAAGGCCUCAUAAAUGUGUACAUUGUGAAAAAGCAUUCAAAACACGAGCCCAUCUUAAACAUCAUAUACGAACACACACUGGAGAGAAGCCUCAUAAAUGUGUCCAGUGUGGAAAAGCAUUUUCACAAAUUGCCAAUCUAAACAACCAUCUGAUGAUACACACUAGUGAGAAGCUACAUAAAUGUGUCCAGUGUGGAAAAGCAUUUAAAACAUCCCCAGAUCUUAAACGACACAUGCUUACACAUACUGGAGAGAAGCGUCAUAAAUGUGCCGAGUGUGGGAAAGCUUUUUCAAUAUUGCAAUAUUUUAAAAGCCAUAUGCUAGUACACACUGGAGAGAAACCUCAUAAAUGUGUCCAGUGUGGGAAAGCUUUUUCACAAAUUUCCAAUCUGAACAACCAUCUGAUGAUACACACUAGUGAGAAGCCUCAUAAAUGUACCCAUUGUGGAAAAGCAUUUAAAACAUCCCCAGAACUUAAACGACACAUGCUUACACAUACUGGAGAAAAGCGUCAUGAAUGUGCCCAGUGUGGGAAAGCUUUUACACAAAUCUCUACUUUAAAGUUACAUAUGCUAACACACACUGGAGAGAAGCCUCAUAAAUGUUCCUAUUGCGAACAUGCAUGCACGACAUCCGCUAAUCUUAAACAGCACAUGCUAACGCACACUGGAGAGAAGCCUCAUGAAUGUAUGCAGUGUGGAAAAAGCUUCUCACACAUGUCAUAUCUUAAAAAACAUAUGCGAGUACACACAGGAAAGCAGCCUGUGCAUGUGCACACGCUUGUACCAGAUAUAAGUACUGAUUCAACCUCUUAACUCAAGUAAAAAUAAAUAAAGAGAAAACAUUUCCUGGCCUUUUUGAAGGACUAUGUAACCUGCUGUCUCUGUUAUGACUCCCACACAUCUGCAUGCAUCGCGUUCACUUUUCAUGGGCUUAUGUCAGCCGUUGCCGAACUGAAUUGUGGGUCCGUCACGUCGCUUGAAAAGUUCAACUUUUGCUGCAACGACGGACAACAACAGAAGGCACCAACCAAUCAAAUUUGGGGAAAUAGAUAGAUACUUUAUUGAUCCCCAAGGGGAAAUUCAAGGUAAAUGGGGAAAGGCUUCAGUAUUUACUCAGUACUGUUUGAGUGGACUGACAAUGGGGAAAGGCUUCAUUACUCUUGGCAUUUUAUGUACCUUGUAUCCAUGACCAGCUUGUGUCUGUGUCUUUCCUAUAUGCUUGUUCUCUCAUUGUCCCUGCCUUAAUGUACUGUCCAUACUGUCAGUGAGGUCUAACAUGUAUGCUAUAUGUACUUCUUAUGCCUAUACCUUAUUGUACAGUGUCCUUGGGUAUCUUGAAAGGUGCUUUUCUGAAGUAAAUUUAUUAUUAUCAGUAUUCAAUUCACUACUACAGGGUUCCGAUCUAUUUUCUCAAAAAAAAAAGAAAUCAAAAACUUUCCCUGACUUCAGAGCCUAAUGGCUCCUACACACAGUUGCGUGCGUUGCAGUGCUGGAGAUGCAUCCCAUUAACUUUA